AUGAAUACAGACUACAACCUCGACGAGCUGGACAUGGCUCUUAGCGAGGCCCGCCAUCAAGCUGCCGCUGUAUCCGGGCCCCCGAGUCGGAGAGAAGGUUCCCGCCGCACGGCAUCUAGUACCCGGCGCGGCAGUCUGGUUCCUGGAAUGGGUGCCCUCUCCUCAGUUGCAUACAGCCCCGGGAGACAGCACCAGCGAACCCGUCUCGACGAGCUCAACCUCUUCAACUUCGACCUCCGCGAGCUUGCCCGCGAUAUUCUCCUACCAACAGGCCAGGAAACUCGCGUCUCCUAUCACGAGUAUGCUGUCUUUGCACCUGGCGAAGGGAACAACGAGACCCGCUCUCCCAGCAUCAUGUCUGACGGAGAAGAUGCAGUACGGAUGUUUCGAGAUGCGGUUAAGCAUGGACACGGUUUGGAUCACGAGGGAAAUUUCACUCCUAUGCCUAAGGGGAAAAACUUACUUCAAGGGAGAGUGCGACAAGAUUUAGACGAACAGCACAAUACGAAUAGUACGGUCGAUGGAUUGUAUCUCACCAUCGAUGAUUAUGAGUCCCUGGGAUUGCACUCCGGCACCCUGCCGACUCUUCAACGAGUCACACUCGAGUCAUCCUUCUGGGACUCGAGAAGAGAGACGAUGUACUUGACAUUAAGUUUCUCUUCCAGCCCCCAGCCGCCUUAUGACUUCCUCUCCAUGGCGUAUAAGAUUAAGUCCAAAACGACAACAGCUCUCAUACGGCGAUCUUUCGACACAAGGUGGCAUGCUGAGGACGCACUGGAUGAAUACGAGCGCCGACUAGACUCUUGUAGGGCAAGGUGGUCUCACCCGCUAAUAUUACCGAUCGUCCUCCUUCAAGUACAGCUUUUCCGCACGGAAGAAGCAGUGAAUGCCAACAAUGCCGAAGUGCUGGAGCUCGAGGCGCACGUCGACGCAGUGACAGGCACCGUAGGCCGGGCCAACGCCCAAGCUUGGUGGCGGAAUCACCAAGGAGAGAAGAAUACUCACUUCAAACCAUUAAAGCGUCUCUCGACGAACCUUAAAGACAUGGUCGAGUCCAAAGUUGGGGGCGGGCAACGAAGCCAAGAAUGCUCUCGUACUGAUACGCACUCGCAUCCACCAGAAGUAGCUAGUUACUACGACCCCGAUUACGUGCCGCCGCAGACGAUCCACCUAAUGAAAGAAGCACACGACGUGCUCAAAGGGGCUAUUCAGUUGCUCGACACGCUGAGGUGGAUGGAGCGCGCGUUGAAGCUCAUAAUCCAAGCUGGCGACGAGCUGGACAUGCGCGUAAAAGAGCUGAGGGCACAUGCCGUGGCCAGAGGGGAGCUGAAGAAAGAGGAGGCCGAAGAAUUUGACGACGAGCUUACCGUCCACUGGCAUGAGAUUAGGCAGUAUUUGGACUGCACGUGGCGGCUCUGUACUUCGCUCGAGACGGACCGACGUAUGUCGGAACUCCGCUGCCGAGCCCAGAUCGACAUCAUCUACUCGAAGAUGGCGCAGGAGGAUAACAACCUCAAUGCGCGCAUGGCAGUAGCAUCGACGAGGGACAGCUCUUCGAUGAAGGCAUUGGCUGUAAUCACCGCUCUGUUCCUACCCGGAGAAUACAUCGGCACCCUGUUCGGCGUGUCGAUGUUUAAUUGGGAGACGGGCACGGCGGGCGACCCGGCUAUAUCCGAGGACGCGCCCAAGGGCUGGCCCCAUCCGAUAGUUAUGCCCUCGUUCUGGAUUUAUUGGGCUUUCACGAUCCCCCUUACCUUGUUUAUCGUCUGCGCGUGGCGCGCGUGGUGGGUCAACCAGGACCGGUAUUUCCGUCGGCAUCUCAGCCUCGAUCUUAGCGACGAGCGCUACUGGACCACGGACGGUCGACCUCGCGAUCUCGAAACGACCUUCGCGCAGGACUUCUUCAGCGUGCUGAGCCGCAGCGGUGCCGGGAGCACCUCCAACCGCACCAUUCUGGGGAAGAACCCGACCGGCGUGCGAUCCAGGUCGGCAACCGGGGCGACGAGGGUGACCAGUUUUGACGUCAAUAGGCCGCAGAGCAGAGCUCCCACCAUGCCAACCGGCGCCGUGUCCGGCUUGGGUCUAUCCAAGCAUAUAGCGACGCCAAGCCUAGCCUACACCCACGUGGGCAAGGACAAAGAGAUGACAACCGAUUCGGAACGCGAAGGUGGUGAAUUGGGAGACGGAGGAGCUAUGCGGUUCAGACAGAUUUCGUUCGCCAGAGGGCCGCGGAUACGGAAAGAGGACGAUUCCGCUGUUUAA
This is a messenger RNA of Daldinia caldariorum, 2262 nucleotides long. RefSeq lists its product as uncharacterized. The record is from RefSeq and is a predicted model, not a curated record. Bases 1 to 2262 code for a protein of 753 amino acids. NCBI's taxonomy places the organism in Eukaryota, Fungi, Ascomycota, Sordariomycetes, Xylariales, Hypoxylaceae. The transcript is spliced from 4 exons.